AAAGUGCAAAAAGCCGUAAGAUUCUUUUCAACUAAAUAGAUUUCAGUGCAUUUAUCAUCAAAAUAACGUAAAUACAAUAUUAUUUUUGUGUUUCCGACGAAGUAAUGAAACAAUAGUAACGUAAGUGGUGGACACAAAGUGGCGGAAGCUUUUCUAAAAGCACCAUGGCGCUGUCGAAAAACGAAAGUUUCGAGGCUGACAUUAAAACAACACUUUCUGAAGAAAAAGAAGAAGAAGAAGAAGAAGAAGCAGCAGCAGCAGCAGCAGCGGGCUCAACAGGCGGGACGUGCCCGCGUGUUGUGUCCCGGGAGGAGCGGCCGCUGCUGUCCGACUUCAAACUGAUGAAGCUGGAGAAAGAUGCUCAGAAGAACUGGGACUUGUUCUACAAGAGAAACACGACGAACUUCUUCAAGGACCGACACUGGACCGGCCGAGAGUUCGAGGAGCUGAAGGCCCACAGAGAGCUCCGGUCGCGGCCGCUCGUGCUGCUGGAGGCCGGCUGCGGCGUGGGCAACUGCCUGUUCCCGCUGCUGGAGCGAGACCCCCACCUCUUCGUCUACGCCUGCGACUUCUCACCGCGGGCCGUCGAGUUCGUGAAGGGCAACCCUCGGUACCGCCCCGAGCGCUGCGCCGCCUUCCAGUGCGACCUCACGGCCGACGCCCUGACGGACAGCGUGCCGCCGGGCGCCGUGGACGUGGUCACGCUCAUCUUCGUCCUGUCGGCCGUCCACCCCGACAAGAUGCAGCGGGCGCUGCUCAACAUCAGCCAGGUGCUGCGGCCCGGCGGCGUGGUUCUGUUCAGGGACUACGGGCUGAACGACUACGCCAUGCAGCGCUUCAGAGCCCGCAGCAAGCUGGGAGAAAACCUGUACGUCAGGCAGGACGGGACCCGGGCCUACUUCUUCUCCAAAGAGCUCCUGGCCGAGCUGUUCUCGGCCGCCGGCCUCCAGGCGGUGGCCAACGACUACGUCCUGAGGGAGACGGUGAACAAGAAGGAGGGGCUGAGCGCGGCCCGCGUGUUCCUGCAGAGCAAGUUCACCAAGCCGCUCGGCCAAUCAGAGAGCUCCUGACGCCGAGGACCGGCUCCACUGGGACUCUAGAGGAACUACGUGAAGGUCCAACGGGGUCCUCCUGAGGGCCAGCUGCUGUGUCUCUCCUCCCCCCCCGUGACCUUAAGGCCGGAAUCACCUGGAGGCCCUGAACCUCUUCUCUGGUUUGUGGACGUUUAUACAAGUCGUCCACAUGGGGGCGCUGUUGGACAUCAUCAGGCCGUGUGUCACCAUCUGCUCCCCAGAGACCAGUACCAGAGACCAGUACCAGAGACCAGUACCAGAGACCAGUACAGUACCAGAGACCAGUACAGUACCAGAGACCUGUACAGUACCAGAGAACAGUACAGUACCAGAGACCAGUACAGUACCAGAGACCAGUACACUAGUACCAGAGACCAGUACACUAGUACCAGAGACCAGUACAGUACCAGAGACCAGUACACUAGUACCAGAGACCAGUACAGUACCAGAGACCUGUACAGUACCAGAGACCAGUACAGUACCAGAGACCAGUACAGUACCAGAGACCUGUAAGCCCAAAAUACGUCUUACGUCAUUUAAUUAAUUAAAUAUAACUAGCGGUGUGUGUGUGUGUAUAUAUAUAUAUAAUUUUUUUUUUAUUCUUUAUUUUGUAUUCAUAUUUAUAUAUACAUACACGCAUAUAUUAAUAUAUAUAUAUAUACUUAAUGUACUUAUUUGAUUAAUUAAUUAAAUAUAACUAGGGGUAUAUAUAUAUUUGUGUAUAUAUAAGAUAAAUGAAUAUAUAUAUAUAUAUAUUUAUACACAAACAUAUAUAUUGAAUGAAAAUAGGAAUUGUCAAUCAACUGAAGAAGGAUGUGGGUUUUUUCACACGCUUUUUAACCCUGUGGUGAGAACCUGCUGAGGCACUGUGUGACUUGCUGUUCUCUCUCUGACUUCCUGUUCUCUCUCUGACUUCCUGUUCUCUCUCUCUCUGACCUCUGGGGGCCGAUCUGUCGACUGAUCUCAUAGAGAUGAAAACACACCGGAGCAGCCAGAUGAUGCACUAUCUCAGUUUUUACUUAUUUUGAAAGAUCGACCGGUUUCACUUUAUAAAACAGGCCAACAUUUACAUUUAAAGAUAACAUUCGUAUUCCACGUCAUAUAUAAUGAGACAAAUAAAGGUUUUUUCUCAUUGGAAAUCCCAUUAGGGUCAUUGAAAAUGUAUGAGAGGAGGAGGAAGCUGCAUCUUUAAGAGUCAUUUAAUCUUUAAUCUGCUUAGCAACAGAUGAUGAAAUAUAAAGAACGGACAUAAACAAAUGA
Messenger RNA from Pseudoliparis swirei, 2333 nucleotides. RefSeq names its product methyltransferase 6, methylcytidine (gene mettl6). Bases 165 to 1070 code for a protein of 301 amino acids. NCBI's taxonomy places the organism in Eukaryota, Metazoa, Chordata, Actinopteri, Perciformes, Liparidae. The transcript has 5 exons. The record is from RefSeq and is a predicted model, not a curated record.